Molecule: messenger RNA, 3129 nt
Organism: Dufourea novaeangliae
Lineage: Eukaryota; Metazoa; Arthropoda; Insecta; Hymenoptera; Halictidae
Gene: Rubicon
Product: run domain Beclin-1-interacting and cysteine-rich domain-containing protein
Exons: 8
Coding region: 307-3129 (940 amino acids)
Cellular component (GO): intracellular membrane-bounded organelle
Molecular function (GO): phosphatidylinositol phosphate binding
Source: RefSeq, a predicted model, not a curated record
UGCAGUACAUAUUUUCAAACAUUUUCCUAAUCGCAUAUGAUUUGUCACUAAAAAUAUCCAAGGAAAUGAAGUUACGUAGCUCUAUGUGCCUCAAAUGACACAUACGAAUACAAAGUAAACCUGUUUGUUACCAUGUAACAUUACAAUGAAAUACUUUGGUGCAGUAACAGCACAUUCGAUGGAUAUCCGCGAGAGCAUAAGUUAACGUUUUCUAGUAUAAUAAAUAAUUAAUAAAUAAUUCUCUUGCGUGUACCGUACGAGGCACGAUUUCUCUAGAAAAUAUACAGACAUUUCCUGAUCGCCACUAUGUGCGAAGACGCCCAUAUUAAAGAGCAAUGGCAACUUUUACAAAAAUUACGGACCACCGUCGAGGGUUUAUUAGUCGACGGUGUUUUAAACGUAUGGAAUGUCUAUGGUGGUUUAAAUCGCCUUCACAAUAUAAUGGAGCAGAUAUUUAAGCAUGGCUGUCGAAUAUUUAAUCGAAAUGGAGAACCAGACUGUUGGAUUUUCAUUCAAGGAUUAAAUUGGCUACAACCUUCUUUAGCAGUGUCACCUGUCUUAUCUGAAGUUGAAGAUUAUCUUUCAAAUUUACCAGCAAGAAUAACAUCACAAAAUGAUAUGUUAUGGCUAUAUAAAAGCUUGGAAAGUCAUUCUCUGUCACAGAAGCUAUCAUGGCUCUUGUCUGAUAAAAAACAUUUACUUUCUUGUUUUGAACCAUGGGCAUUCUUGUGUCAAGAAACUUUAGCUGAAGCUACACUGUUAUGUUUGAGAGCAGUUGAACGAGGUCAACCUGUGUUACUCACAGAAAUUGAUCCAUCUUUGUUCCUACCUUCUUGGAUUUCACCCAAAACAAGCCCUAAAAGACAUAGACGAUCUUCUUCAUAUCCAAUUCAUUUUCCUACCACAAAUUUCAGUGUCAUAAGAGACCGAAAUAUUCACCUUGCAAAUUGUCAGUUAGAAUCUCUAAGGAUAUCAGAAAAUGCGAGUAUCCAACAAGAUGAUGUUAAGUCUGCAGAAAACAUUCAUAAGACAGAUCUCAAAGAAGUUAAUGAUAUACCUUUAAAAACUUGGAAUAGUCUCUCUGCACUGACUAAAAGUUAUACAAUUCCAGGCACAAGUUCUCCCUCUUCCUUAGCUGUUACAAAUACUAGCUCCCAUAGAAGUAAUGAGUCUCAGAUCUGUUCGGUUGAAUUAUCAAAAUUAAUUAAUGUAAAUUAUGCUGAAUUAAAGCAAUCUACUUCCACUAUUGUAGAUAACAAGUUAUAUGUAAGACCUAGAACACCUCUAAGAAAGACAAAAACUAGAAGUAAAAUGAAACAAAAUCAGACGGUUAAGAAAUCCAGCAAUGACUCUGACACAACAAAUUAUGAAGAUUCAUUAAUAAAUACGGUAACGGAAUAUCGUAUUUCACCCCCUCUAUUGAAUGAAACCGAUGCGAAUGAUCAUAUAACAGACUCUAUAGAAAUUGUAAUAGGUCAAGAACCAAGAAGGAAGAAUUCAUUUUUGCCAGCAUCAGCGCCUGAAUUCAUUAGUCCGUGGAGUUCAGGAAUCGAGGGUCAGAAAGACAUCAGGACAUCGAAGAAAAGCUUCAUGGAAGAUGGAGGAAGUAGUGUUCAACCAAUGGCGACAGGAUAUUUUCCACGUCCAGUAGAAGGCCAAAGUUUGACAAGCUUUUUAGCAUCUGCACAAUUUUCUAGAGCCAAUGCUGAAUUAGACAGGGAAAACGCGCACUUUAGUGUUUCUGAAGCAAUGAUAGCUGCCAUUGAACAAGUAAAAUUCAAUAGGCAAUGGAGCCUCAUGGAAGAAGUUGCCGAGGAAAGCGAUGAGGAGAUAAACUGUUUGAAACAAAGAAUACGAUUGAGGCGUCGACAACGACGGGAGGAGCGAUUUAAGGGGAGAACAUGGAAUCGCGAUUUAUUGAGUGAUGGAAAAACUGAUACUACUACUACUACUGAUCAAAGUGUUAGUCCUUUGUCAACUUCGUCGGAUACUCCGUCUGAAAAUAUUUCUACAGACGAUAUAGAGGAUGUAGAAAUGAACGAUGAGCGGAAUGCAUUAAAAUUGAAAAAUACUGGAAUUUCUAUAUCCAUGGCAUCUUUAUAUUCUGAUGCAGAUUUAUAUCAAUCAUCCCCUACACACCGAACAGAGUCGACAUUAACGGAGAGCAGUAUGUCUGCAGAAGGUGUAGCCUUGUCACUUAUUAGUAGAUUUAGUGAGAAACAAUUACCAAGGGCAAGUGAAUUACAAUGGCUUGUCUCUGAACGAGAUGCACCACAGAGAUUGUUACCAUUACCUAAAAGCUGGCCAAUUAGCCCAGACGAGGCAGAAAAUUCAGAGACAGUUCCGUUGCGUGGAACGAUAGAAUGGGCUCCGCCGAGACCACAAAUUAUUUUUACACCGCAUCCUCCACCAGUACGGCGAAUUCUUAUAGCCAAACAGAAUUACAGAUGCGCAGGCUGUGGAAUGAAAGUUGCAGUAAAAUACGCAAAUAAAUUCCGUUACUGUGAAUAUUUAGGUAGAUAUUUUUGUACCGGUUGUCACACUAAUCAAGUUGCACUGAUACCAGGAAAAAUUUUGUCCAAAUGGGAUUUUAAUAGAUAUCCCGUAUCAAACUUUUCAUACAGACUAUUGGACCAGAUGACAUCAGAUCCAUUGUUUCAAGUGAACGAUUUAAAUCCAUUACUUUAUAGACGUAUAAAGCAAUUGGACAGAACUAGAUUACUACGUACACAAUUAUUUUUCUUUAAAGACUUCCUAUUUACAUGUCGUUUUGCAACAAGUGUUCAAGAAGUAUUAAAGAAAGAAUCGAAUUUUAUGAUAAGCGAUCCUCAUGUAUAUUCCAUUCAGGAUCUAAUACACGUUAAGUACGGAAUUCUGCCUAUGAGAUUACAAGAAUUAGUCCAAGUCUGCAAUAUGCAUAUUGUAGGCUGUGAGUUAUGCCAUGCUAGAGGAUUCGUGUGUGAAGUGUGUUGUUCCAAAGAUGUAAUAUUCCCAUGGGAAUUGUCGAAAGUCAGUAGAUGCGAAAUGUGUGGCGCAUGUUUCCAUAGUGAGUGUAAACAGAACAAAGCAGAUUGCCCACGUUGUAUUCGUUUGCAUGCUAGACGAAUAUCCAGAGAUGAAAAACUUUGA